Molecule: messenger RNA, 3745 nt
Organism: Cydia pomonella (codling moth)
Lineage: Eukaryota; Metazoa; Arthropoda; Insecta; Lepidoptera; Tortricidae
Exons: 2
Coding region: 541-3144 (867 amino acids)
Source: RefSeq, a predicted model, not a curated record
ACUUCAAAAUUAUGAUAAACAUGAUCUUGUGGAGCGUGUAGUAUUCGCAAGGUUAUAAUUAAAAGGUUUUAUAUGGUAUUCACGCAGGCUUGGCAGGCCGAGGCAUUUUCCAAGUUGAAAGUAGUGGUUAUAGUUAUUCUCCUAUAUCUCCAUGAUUCUCCUUAGCUUAUGCCCUGCAAACUACAUUAAUGGAAUUCUGAUUUAUUUACCGCAACUUAUUCUACACAUUGUUUACUGAUUAUUAUUAUUCAUCCGCAUCGUUUUGUUCCACAUCUCCAACAGUUUUUUCAAUUUUCCAACUGUCAAUGUCAUGAGUACACAUUGAAUACAAUGAGCGAAGUUUGUUUUGCGAGAACGAUCAUAAUUUAUAAUCUUGAAUUGGUUGAAUUAGUUGAAUGCUUGAAUUUAGAAACUAAAAUAAUAGCUACGCUCGGGUACCUCUCCCGUACAACCGCUGCAAGCCGGGCUUAAUGAAUCACGAAAACGUUGAUAAAUUUUGAGGUCACUUCAUGUCUACCAAGCAACCAGUGACAAACAAUAAUGGAACAAAUACAAGGAAUAAAUAAUAUAAUCAACUCCAAUGACAACCAGUUGCAUGAAAAUACUGGCCAAGUAUUAUCUACUCCACAGCGAAAUUGGUCUACACAUACAGUACCUUCUGUACAUUCGACUCCUAUGAUUUCUUGUCCCAGACAGGGAAAUGUUUCGGGAACUUCAGCACAGAGUUCUGCAUGGGCAACCAACCAAUCAAAUCAAGGUUCUGGGGUGAAAAAUGGAUCUAACAGUACUGAGGCAUGGAGACAUACCACUGACAGAAUUGAGAAAUCAGGGCAAUAUUGGUCUACAGUAAAUUCAACUUCUACAAUUACUUGUCCCAGACAGAGAGAAGUUUCUGAAACUUCAGUCUCAAGCUCUAUGAGGGCAACCAAUUCAACCACACAAGGUUUUUGGGUGAAAAAUGGAUCUCACAGUACUAAAGCUGGGACACAUAAUAACAAUGGCCGAGUAGACAGUUCUGAGCAAAAUUGGUCUACACCUACACUUUCAACUCGCACAAUUUCUUGUCCCAAACAGGGAAAUGCUUCUGGAACUUCAGUGCCGAGUUCUGCAAAGCCAACUAAUUCAAUCGCACAAGCAAAAGGUUUUGGGGAAAAAAAUGGAUCCAACGGUACUGAGGCUCAUAACUACACUAUUACACAUAGUAAUAAAGUAAAGUUUGCAGAGUUCCCUUCAAAGCCCAAAAAAAAUAUUCAGUUAAGUGUUUCUGGAGCUCUACAACCAACACAAAAGAACCCAAGAAAAAAAUUCCGCAAGCUUAUAGUUCAUGGGGUUCCUGAAGAGGAAGCCAUCAAGCUGUGCUUAAUGCCCUGGCCAGAUAUAGUUAAAAAAUACCCCUUGAUGAUUGAAUUAGCUCCCGAAAAACGAAAAAACCUGUUAACACUUCACAUACCUCCUAAGGAAAUUCCUAAUCUGACUAGCGAAUCUGAUAACAGACAAGAUUCCCUAAGCAAGAAAGAUAGUCGGGGAUCUGCAGAGAAAUAUUUGGUACCGGUCACUGCAAUCAGUGAACAGCCAUCUCUUGGCUCCCAGAAUACAGCUCCUUUACGUGUUGGAAUUCAAAACAAAGAACCCAUGAACCCAGACCAAAUGAAAAUGGUGCACCAUCAUUUACUCCGAGCUAUAACUAAGCAGUUUACAAGUGGUGGUGGGCCAGAAUUCCUGAGCUUCACACAUAAGAAAGGAUGGAUCCAAGUUACAUGUGUCGACCAGCGUAGUAAGGAUUGGCUUACGGAAGAAACUCAGUAUCUUGAGCCUUGGCCCGGGGUGCAACUUUCUGUCGUUCCAGAAGAGCAAUUGCCUAAUCCGCCCAAGGUUAUUACUAAGAUCCCAGAAUCAGAGGCAGCCUCGGUUCAACAGGCCUUAGAUCUACUUAAAUCACAGAACAAAGGUCUUAACACUGGGUACUGGCAGGUGCUUCACGAGAGAGUGGAAAAGAAUAAAGACAGGAUAGUAACCUUUAUAAUUGAUGAAAAAUCACUUGAGACCCUGAAUGCCCAGAAUCUUCAAGCUGCCCUUGGCUUUAAGAUCGUAACUUUUAGAGUCAAGGCAGGUGGAUCUCAACUUAUCCGUCAACCCGCUUCUCCAGAACAUAAUCCAGUUACUUCUGAUGGCAGCACUAUACCUGAAAACUCUGGAGAUCUGGGCCUGACUUAUGCCAAGAAUAGAAUGGGAACCAAUCAGGAUAAACACUGUUCCAUAGAAGCUAAAGGGAAUAGGAGAAGUGGUAUAGUAGACUUAACUGUCCCAGAUCAAGAUGGAUUUGCUGCCUUGGCAGCUGCAGAACGAGUGACAUCUCAAGCUAAAAAUGGAUUUGGAGCAAAGAUUACUCAGAGAAAAGGUGGUGUAAUAGACUUGACAGAAAAUGAUCAAGAUGAAAUAUCUGGUAAGAACAGAUCAAGCGCUAAAGCACUGACUUCUCAACCAAGGUUUGGAGCUAGGCCGACUAUUCAGAACUCUUUGGGAUCAGAUGUGAGGCUUGGACAAGGAAGAAGUAAGGAAGUAAAUCAAACGCCAGUCAGGGGCUCCCAAUUCUCCCAGGCCAAGAAUGGAGCACAUUUGAAUGAAAACCGGGAUAGAACUCCAAGCUCUGAAGAUAAUGAAGAGGGCGGGUAUAGUUCCUGGAUUAUCCAGGAACCUGAAAGCUUUGCAGCAGGAAUAGUACCUGGACUAAGCUUUUUAAACUCAGGAGGACCGCCUCAAUUUAUUGGUUAUAGAGACCAAUUGAUCCAAGACUCCAGUAGUCAUGAAAAGUCUUUGUAUACUGAAGGCAGACUAAGAAUAGGAACCGAUCGAGACAGUCCUCGAGGGUCAGAUAGCAGAUUGUCGCCGUCGAAGGAUUUAAAAGAGUGUUAUAACCAAUUACCUAAAAGUAAUAGAUUGCCUGUCAAGAGUAGAAGAAAGGAUAGAGGGACUGAUCGAGAUAGACCUCCAAGGUUAAAUAGACCAUCACCUCAAAGAAGGAACAGUCAGGACUUGCAAAGAUAUGAUAGGCCUGCAUAUAGUCAGGAUAAUGGCAGGAGAGAUACAGUAAAGAGUUGGGAUAACACGACUAGGGGACAUUCAAGAUGGAGAGAUGAAUAUUAGGAAAGAAUAAAGCCAAGGAUGUGGUUCAAUGAAACUGGUUCAAACGUCAGCAAGCGACCGACGGGUCUGAAUUUUGGUUGUGGCAGUUUUUGUAGUAUUUUCUCUGCCAAAGUCAGACCUUUUUACAUCACCAAAUUGACUGUAUUAUGAACCGUAGAGAUUAUGCGUCUCCGUUAUGUCUACUAGGAAGAAUAUUAACCCUUUGAACACAUGUUCAAAUGGUACCAGCGGCGGUAUCAUGGUUGCAUUUUUAUCACUUGUCAUGUCAUGCGUCACUUUCGCACUUACAUACGUGUUAGAACGAGACAGGCAUGAUGACAGAUGAUAGAAAACCGACCAUCUUAGCCCUACUGGUCAAAAAGGAAACUACAGUGGAAAUUUACUAAAAUCACAAUUUGACAGUUAUAAAUUGUCCUUUAUUUAUAUGAAGCUAAGACCGGUUGACUGGGGUGGAUAUGGUGGGCACAUAACUGUCAAAUUCUGUUCUUAGUUUGCGCCGACUAUAAUAAAAACAGUUGAAUUAAUUUUAUUAUUUUUAUUAGUGCAAUAAGGCUUGAGAUACGCACGUAUCCCGUUCAAUAAAAUGCAUCGAUAACUUAAA